AUGCCACCUCGCGUGCCCCAGCUCGAGGGGGAGGCGGACCUCCCAACCGCUGGCGACAGCCCACGAUGCGACCCAGUCGGCGACGACGAGGACGAGAUGAGCAUUUGCGACGCCGUCGACGAGGCGGAGGCGGGGUCCAACACGAUCAGCCCGGCGGCACGAGGGGAGGCGCUCGACGACGAGGCGCCAGCCGCGACGGCGGCAGGAGGCGAGGCGAGCAGCAGUGCUCCAGGAGGCGAGACGGUCCUCGGGCGGCGCGAGCGAGGGGAGGCGCUCGACGACGAGGCGCCGACCGUGAUGGCGGAAGGCGACGAGGCGAGCAGCGGUGCCCCACCAACGAAGCGACCGCGCGGGAAGAAGACCAGGGGCGGCAGGAAAGCAAAGAUGGGGGCGCACCAAAUCAGUGACGAGCGUGACAGAGAGAGUGAGGGUGUCUAG
Emiliania huxleyi CCMP1516 is the source of this 438-nucleotide messenger RNA. RefSeq lists its product as hypothetical. Lineage: Eukaryota; Haptophyta; Isochrysidales; Noelaerhabdaceae. The coding region runs from base 1 to 438 and encodes 145 amino acids. The record is from RefSeq and is a predicted model, not a curated record. The transcript is spliced from 2 exons.